Dentiscutata heterogama is the source of this 373-nucleotide messenger RNA. The record is from the annotation of a GenBank genome assembly. NCBI's taxonomy places the organism in Eukaryota, Fungi, Glomeromycota, Glomeromycetes, Diversisporales, Gigasporaceae.
ACCUACCAAUUAUACACCAUACGAAUUGGUUUUUAGGCAACAUCCCUUACGCCACUUUAAUAUAAUUGAAGAAUGGAAGCAACAUAACAUUAAUAUGGAGAAAGAUUUGCCUAAAGGUAUCAUUGAGGAUGAGGAAGGUUCUGAAAAUGAAGAUAAUAACUUAUCUGAUGAAUAUGAAGAUUUCAAUGAAAUUACUCAAAUUAAUAAUAUGGAAAGAGAUAGUGCUUCACAGUCUUUGAUAGUAGCUUCUCCAUCAAGUUCACGAUCUUCGACACCAUUUUCUGAUAUUUUUCAAGAAGAGGACAGGAAAAUUUCUUCUCGUACAACAUUGUGUACAUUGAGCAACAUAUACCUCUAUAAAGGACCGAGGAAU